Molecule: messenger RNA, 2613 nt
Organism: Trichoderma aggressivum f. europaeum
Lineage: Eukaryota; Fungi; Ascomycota; Sordariomycetes; Hypocreales; Hypocreaceae
Exons: 1
Coding region: 1-2613 (870 amino acids)
Biological process (GO): 4-aminobenzoate biosynthetic process
Cellular component (GO): cytoplasm
Molecular function (GO): aminodeoxychorismate synthase activity
Source: RefSeq, a predicted model, not a curated record
AUGCCUCUUCUUGAGCUGCAGUCGUCGCCAGUGCCGGCGGCAAACCCGGCGCCUCAGGACCGCCAAUGUCGCCGAAUUCUGUUUCUCGACGCUUACGACUCCUUCACCAACAACAUCGUGUCGCUGCUCAAGGAGGCGCUCGGCGACGAUGUGUUGGUGCACGUGCUGCACAUGGACCUGAAGACGCUGCAUGCGGACCCGAGUCCCGACUGGACGCCGGAGCAGUUCCUGGACCGGCUGCCGAGCUUCGAUGCCGUGGUUUGCGGGCCCGGGCCCGGGUCGCCGUUGUGCGAGGCCGACGUCGGGGCCUUUCGUCUGCUGUGGGAGCUGCGUGACGCCGUUCCGGUGCUGGGCAUCUGUCUGGGCUUUCAGAGCCUGGUUGCGCACUUUGGUGGCGGGAUUCGGAGGCUGAGGAGGGGAUUGCACGGCAUGGUGAGGUCGAUCGAGCAUCGGUCGGGAGACAUCUUUGCGGGCGUGCCGGAGUUCAAGGCAACUCUAUACCACAGCCUGUGCGCCGAUGUGGGACAAGACCAGGUCUCGCGGGAAUCGUGGGAGACUGACAUGUGGUUGCCACCAAAGGUGGCGCCUGAGCUUGUUCCGUUGGCGUGGACGAUGGAGGGGAGCGAGGAUGGAGGCGAGCCCGAGAGGAUCUUGAUGGGAGUGAGGCAUUCCAGAUUGCCCUUCUGGGGGGUUCAGUACCAUCCCGAGUCCGUGUGUACGGAUCCUGGGGCGCAUGGGGUGCUGAAGAACUGGUUCGGCCAGGCCCUGAAGUGGAACGAAUCGACGGGACGACAGAUUAGGCCGAUGGGCUUGGAAAACAUUGCCGACAGCCUGGCGCCAUCUAUGAUUGUUGAGCGGAGUGUCGCGGUUGAGAGCCAGCUCGCAAGCAGGAAAUGGUGGAGGGAUAUGCAGUCUGGCCUGGCAGCCUCGAGUGCAGCACCCAUCUAUUCUUGCAGUCGGAUCAAGCUCCCCGACGGCGUGGAUGCCGCCGACGUUGCGGAGCUUCUGGGCGUGGGAGGUGUCGAUUCUAUCAUGCUGGACUCGUCAAGCACCAUCAAUGGCGAUCCCCUGGCACGCAGCUCAAUUAUUGCCCUUGAGGUCGAUCGGGCUCUGCGCUUCGAAUAUCAUGUUGGAGACGACUGGGUGACUUUACGCCAGCCUGGAUCUGGAGACCAAGAAGAGGUGUCUCAGCAGAUAGAAAUCGACAGCAGCGCUGAGCAUGGCGCGUACGAUGUUUGGAACGUCAUCGCCGAAUAUUGGGAGCAGAGAAAGGUGGCUGAAGAAGGAGGUCAGGAGCCAGCAUUCAAGGGUGGCUUCAUGGGUUUUGUCACUUAUGAAAUGGGACUAAGCACCUUGAGCCCGGAGUCUGUAUCCAAAAAUAGGGGGCACCGCAGGCCAGAUCUUUGUUAUGCCUGGAUCUCCAAGAGUCUGAUUCUCGAUCAUCAAGCCGGAGUGGCGUAUGUCCAAGCUCUGACGGCGCCAGACUCGAAUGUUCAACCGUGGAUUGACGAGAUCGUGGCAAAGCUGCAGAAUUCUCGGGCAUGGCAACAGCCGGGCUACGGAACUGAAGAGUACAAACUCGUCGCGGCGAAGAAACAGCCUAAUGAACUGUUGCUGAAGAGCAUCCAAGAGCCGGCCGGUAGACUACGUUUCAAGACGCCGAAGCCUGCCAAGUAUGACGACGACGUCCGCCAGUGUCAAGAGGCCAUUGCCGAAGGUCAGUCUUACGAACUAUGCCUUACGGCGCAAACGACCAUGACUCGACCUCCUGGAAACGAUGUGCCGCAUCAUAUACAGCCAUUAUUGACCAAUGGAACGACCAACGGAGCAACCUCCUCGUGGCCGAGCGAUGAAGCGUCCAGACACGGCACUCCCUGGCAAAUCUACCGAACUCUUCGAGCCCGUCAGCCAGCUCCCUUUGGCUCCUUUAUCCGCCUCGCCGGGGCAACCAUCCUCAGCAGCUCGCCGGAGCGGUUCCUGGCCCACGACGCAAAGGGUCUCUGCUCCAUGCGUCCCAUGAAAGGCACGGUCCGCAAAUCCGAGGCCGUCUCGACACUAGCACAGGCCGAAAAGCUACUCCACAUCCCCAAGGAAGAGGCCGAGAACCUCAUGAUUGUGGACCUGGUCCGGCAUGACCUGUACGGCGUCUGCGGAGCCCGCAGCGUCACAGUCCCGGACCUCCUCAAGGUGGAGGAGUACUCGAGCGUCUUCCAGAUGAUCACCGUCGUCAACGGACAGCUCCCCCCUCACGGGCCCAACGGCCUGGACGUCCUCGCCGCCGCCCUUCCCCCCGGCAGCAUGACCGGCGCGCCCAAGAAGCGCAGCUGCGAGAUCUUGCGCACCAUCGAGCCCUCCGAGCGCAGCAUCUACUCUGGCGUCGUCGGGUUCCUCGACGCCCGCGGUCACGGCGACUGGAGCGUCACCAUCAGGACAAUGUUCCGCUGGGACGACGAAAAGGCACCGCCCGAGGGCCCGGGCGAGACGCAGCCCAGCGAGGUAUGGCGCAUCGGGGCUGGUGGCGCUGUGACGAUCCUCAGCACGCCUGAAGGAGAGACGGAGGAGAUGUUUACCAAGCUGUGUGGGCCGUUGGGCGUUUUCAAAGACGUGGCAUAA